AUAUGGAGCUCUCUUCGAAGACUCGUUUAAACGCCGUAAUUCCAUGGAAUUCCUCACGGCGAUUCGGGCUCAAACUGCAGAAAGUCGAAGGUGUUGGCACCACUGAGAGCGAUUAACCAAAGGCGCGAGUGGCAUAUAAUUAACGAAGCGGCGACUUUGGUACCUUCCGGCCUCUGUCAGGUCUCGCGGGACGCUCGACUCGCCACGUCGGCCGAUCGUCCCUGCGUUUCCAAAUGACUUAUGACUCGCAGUCUCUCGUUAAAACCCCACGCGAGCGGUAUUCCUGCUACGCAGGUAAACCCCCUGAGGAACUUGACACAAGAUUUGACAAAAAAAUAUCCUCCGUGCGAUAUCUACGUACACGACUGGGAAAGCCCUCUAGAUAUCUCAACAUGUUAGUUGAAAAGUUUCAACGAGAGUUUUUGAAUAAACCUCUUGGAACGAGCAAUCGCGCCUGGAAGACCAACUUAUAAAAUGACUGCAAACCCCAGGAAAAAUUCAGAAAACCACUCGUAAAUGCAGCGACGAAGAGCCGGCGAUCAUCGCUCUUUCCGAUCCUGGAGAUUUCAACGAUGGCGAAUCAAGGCGUUAUCCGGAACCAGAAUGAUGGUCUUCUGCAACCGACGCAGCCCUACCGGAGGAACAGCUUCGCUGCGGCAUUCCACGCCAAUUUCGCUGGUUUGGGGUCAACAAUGUCCUCCGAAGGCUCUGCUUUCCAAGUAGUGGGAUCGGCUCGAAGAAGAUUCAGCAACGUCGGCAUCGUCGUUUCCAGGAAGCUCUCUCACACCAUAGGUUGGAGAUCAGCCUCAGUUUCGACGGAAUUGAUAGUCUCUCAGGGUUCCUUGUUAUGUGGGCAAUAUAUUCGCAAUCGACUGAAGCGUUCCGGUAUCUUCAACCGCAAAUUAGGUUUAAAACGCAUGAGGAGUGCCAAGGUACUUCCUGGAGGAGGCAUCGUCGCCGAAGUAUAUCCCGUUCUGACGAGAAUCGGAGUUGAGCUCGAGAAGAUGCAUCCGACUCUGUUCGUCAGGGUAGGGAGGCAAAUCGGGUGCAGAGCCUUCACCACAGAACAAUCCGCCUGCGAGGCGUUGACAGAUGUCUCGAGAGAGAUGCUGAGAAACGGGGAGAUGACCUGGAGCAAAAUCAUUGCCCUGUAUGCAGUCGCCGGUGGUAUAGCCGACGACUGCGUUCGUCAAGGCAAACCAGAAUUUCUGCCCGCGAUUCAGCGAGGGAUGACUGAAGUGUUGGAAGACGACCUAGCAACAUGGAUCCAUGCCAACGGCGGAUGGGGGGCAUUGAUAACGCGAUACAGGCCCACCCCUACGAAGGCACCAACAAGGCAAACAUUUCAUGUCGUCCUGCUGCUCGUAGCAACGACGAUAUUCGUCGGAGCGAUGUCCGUCGUCGUCAGAUUGUUGAUAACCUGGCGCUUAUUGUCGUAAGAAUCGCAUUGUUAAGUUAUUUAUUUAACGACUC
Molecule: messenger RNA, 1473 nt
Organism: Orussus abietinus
Lineage: Eukaryota; Metazoa; Arthropoda; Insecta; Hymenoptera; Orussidae
Product: bcl-2-related ovarian killer protein-like
Exons: 4
Coding region: 573-1439 (288 amino acids)
Biological process (GO): extrinsic apoptotic signaling pathway in absence of ligand; regulation of apoptotic process; intrinsic apoptotic signaling pathway in response to DNA damage
Cellular component (GO): mitochondrial outer membrane
Molecular function (GO): protein heterodimerization activity; protein homodimerization activity
Source: RefSeq, a predicted model, not a curated record